Messenger RNA from Candidula unifasciata, 366 nucleotides. NCBI's taxonomy places the organism in Eukaryota, Metazoa, Mollusca, Gastropoda, Stylommatophora, Geomitridae. The record is from the annotation of a GenBank genome assembly.
AUGUUGAUCACGAGGAGACCUUUGAGGGGGGCUGAUGCUGGGGCCUCACAGACGUACCCCAUGCAGUGCAGCUCUCUCAGGAAGAACGGCUAUGUUAUUGUUAAGGGACGCCCUUGCAAAAUCGUAGAAAUGUCUACAUCCAAGACCGGCAAAUAUGGCCAUGCCAAGGUCCAUAUGAUAGGAAUUGACCUAUUGACCAAUAAAAAAUAUGAAGACAUAUGUCCAUCUACGCACAAAAUGUCAGUCCUGGAUGAUGGUGGUUUCUUGUGCCUGAUGAGCGACAUUGGGGAGGCCCCCGAAGACCUCAAAUGUCCAGAGGGGGACAUAGGACAAGAAAUUAGAGAGAGAUCUGAAAGAGACGAAUGA